AUGAUGCACCCAGCGAGACAGGCCUAUGUGGAAGAGGCAGAGGAGAUGGAUACGGGCAUCAAUCUAGCUGAUUUGCCUGUUGACCGCGACUAUGUGAUACCCUCGUCCGCGGCCGGUAUUCCGGCAGAGAAAGCAUCUGCGAUUAUUUCCCAGUUUGAACGCAAACGAAGAGCCGCUGCCAUGGCAGUACCGACGGAUGAUACUCGAGUCCGCGCACGAUUGCGAGAGCUUGGAGAGCCCAUCACACUAUUCGGAGAAGGGCCAGCGGACAGGCGAGAUCGACUGCGAGAGCUGUUGACGGACAUCGCAGAGAAGCAGGAAGCGGCGGCAGCGGAGGAUAUCGAAAUGGCGGAGGCGGGAGGAGAGGAGGACGAAGGAGAGCAGCAAGAGGAGUUUUACACAGAAGGCUCCGAUGAGCUUUUGAAGGCACGAAAAGCAAUUGCGCGGUUUUCCCUGCCGCGCGCUAAAGCCCGCGUUGCGCGACAACGAGAGGAAUCGACGAUACCGCUGCGAACACACAUCAAGCAUCGCAAGGCGAUCAAGGAAAAGUUACAUAACUUCGAUCUCUACGGGUCUCAGAUUGCGGGCGAUCGGCCCGUCAGUAUUUGUCGGUUCGCGCCGGACGGACAGACAAUUGCGACUGGUAACUGGGGUGGUGGUAUCCGAUUGCUGGGCGUGCCGAAUCUGGAAGAGAAGCUUUCAGUCAAAGGUCAUACUGACCGAGUGGGUGGUUUGUCUUGGUUCCCCGGAGCUACGCUACCUGAGUCGAACGUAUCUGAGUCAGCUGUCAAUUUCGUGUCCGGAGGCGGGGAGGGUAAUGUGUGCUUAUGGUCUCUUGAUAAGGAUCAACCACUUGCUACACUUGAAGGCCAUUCCGGCCGGGUGUGCCGAACAGAGUUCCACCCGUCGGGGAAAUACAUCGCAUCAGCAUCUUAUGAUACAACGUGGCGACUAUGGGAUGUUGAGACAACGGCGGAGCUACAGCUACAGGAAGGCCAUUCACGGGAAGUCUAUACUGUCGCAUUCAACAAUGACGGUUCUCUCCUGGCGAGCGGUGGUCUGGACAGUAUUGGACGCGUCUGGGACCUCCGAACGGGCCGCACUGUCAUGAUCUUGGAGGGACAUAUCAGGGAGAUUUUCGGCCUAGACUGGGGAGUAGAUGGGUACCGAGUGCUUUCCGGGUCCGGUGACGGCUGGGUCAAGUGCUGGGACCUGCGUCAGGUGAAGAAUACAGGCGGAAUUGGAGCACACAAGAGCGUCGUUUCAGAUGUUCGAUGGUACAAGGGAUCGGAGUCUGCGUCCUUUUUGCCCACUACAGAAGGACAGCCCGGGCGGAUGGACGUUGACGGCGCCACGGCUCCAGUACAGCCCAGGAAAUCGGGAACGUUCUUUGUUAGCAGUGGCUUUGACAAGAACGUAAAUAUUUUCAGCGCAGAUGACUGGUCGCUUAUCAAGACAUUGAGCGGCCACUCUGGGAAUGUGCUGAGCGCUGAUAUUAGCAACAACGCGCAGUGGAUCGCGAGCUGUGGACAUGACCGUACAGUGAAGCUUUGGGGCAUUGAAUAG
Molecule: messenger RNA, 1566 nt
Organism: Aspergillus nidulans FGSC A4
Lineage: Eukaryota; Fungi; Ascomycota; Eurotiomycetes; Eurotiales; Aspergillaceae
Product: putative pre-mRNA splicing factor
Exons: 3
Coding region: 1-1566 (521 amino acids)
Source: RefSeq, a predicted model, not a curated record